Antechinus flavipes (yellow-footed antechinus) is the source of this 2776-nucleotide messenger RNA. It is a transcript of the gene C1S, whose product is annotated as complement C1s. Gene Ontology annotation, cellular component: extracellular region. Gene Ontology annotation, biological process: proteolysis; complement activation. The transcript is spliced from 12 exons. The record is from RefSeq and is a predicted model, not a curated record. Bases 247 to 2352 code for a protein of 701 amino acids. NCBI's taxonomy places the organism in Eukaryota, Metazoa, Chordata, Mammalia, Dasyuromorphia, Dasyuridae. Gene Ontology annotation, molecular function: calcium ion binding; serine-type endopeptidase activity.
GCAAUGGUAGAGACAAGACAGAGAAGGGCAGAGAGGCUGGCUGAGAGGCAAAGGAAGUGCUAAAUUCCCUGGUAGCCCUCUGUACUUGUCUGUACGUACCUCCCAGGAUGCCUACUUGCAGAAAUAAGGGAAAUUGAUCCACUCUUCCCCAUCAGCUCCAGAAGCAGGUUUGCUCAGACAAAUACGGUGAAAUCUAUCCCUUCUCUGAACUCCAAAGUCCAGAGGUAGAAAGCGUCAGAGCUAAAGAUGUCCAGCUUCUCAGGACCUAUCAAAUCCACAAUCAUAUGGUGUAUUGUCUUGUUUGCAGUCCUGGCAUGGGCGGAGGAGACCUCCAUGUAUGGGGAAAUUUUAUCCCCUAACUAUCCCCAGGCAUACCCCAAUAAUGCAAAUAAGACCUGGAAGAUCACAGUUCCUGAUGGGUAUGGCAUUCAUCUCUAUUUCACUCAUUUGGACAUGGAGUUAUCAGCCAACUGCGAGUAUGAUUUUGUGAAGAUUAUGUCCGGAGACCUUGUGGAAGGAGUACUCUGUGGGCGGAAGAGUAGCAAGAACCCCAGUUAUAGUCCAAUAGUGAAGGAGUACCAUGUACCAUAUAACCGUCUCGAUGUGAUCUUUAACUCAGACUUCUCGAAUGAAGAGCGUUUCACAGGAUUUGCUGCUUAUUAUGUUGCCAUAGAUAUAAAUGAGUGCACAGAUUUUAACGAUAGCCCUUGUAGUCAUUUCUGCAACAACUUCAUUGGUGGUUACUUUUGCUCCUGCCCUCCGGAGUACUUCCUCCAUGAUGACAUGAAAAAUUGUGGAGUGAAUUGCAGUGGGAAUAUGUUUACUGAUCUAACUGGGGAGAUCACCAGUCCUAACUAUCCCAGUUUAUAUCCUGAGAACUCUCGCUGUGACUACAGGGUCUUUUUGGAGAAAGGCUUUCAAGUGGUGGUGACUAUUAAGAGAGAAGAUUUUGAUGUAGAAGCAGGUGAUUCAGAAGGAGAUUGUCCGGACAGCCUGCUUUUCACUGCAGGAGGCCAGCAGUUUGGGCCCUACUGUGGUAAUGGAUUCCCUGGGCAGCAAAUAAUUGAAACCAAGGACAAUGUUCUUGAUAUCAUCUUCCAAACUGAUGAAACAGGGCAAAAAAAGGGCUGGAAACUUCGUUACUAUGGAGAUCCAAUGCCAUGUCCUAAAGAAUUUACAGCCAACUCUAUUCAGGAGCCUGUAAAGGCCAAAUAUGUGUAUCAGGAUACUGUGAAGAUAACUUGUCUGGAAGGGUUUGAAGUGGUAGAGGGAAGAGUCAGCUCAACAUCCUUCUAUUCAACUUGUCAAAGUAAUGGACAGUGGAGUAAUUCCAACCUAAAAUGCAAACCGGUGGACUGCGGCAUCCCAGAACCCAUUAAAAAUGGGAAAGUAGACAAUACAGAAUAUACCUUGUUUGGGGCGGUGAUUCAAUAUACCUGCAACGAGCCAUAUUAUUCCAUGAAGACUGAAGGGACUGAGGAGUAUCGUUGUGCUGCCAACGGGACCUGGGUGAACAAGGUGUUAGGCAUGGAGCUGCCUCAGUGUGUAGCAGUCUGUGGAGUUCCCAGUCAUCCCUUUUCAGAAACCCAGAGGAUUUUUGGGGGCAAAAAGGCAGAUAUUGGCAGUUUCCCCUGGCAAGUAUUCUUUCAGUAUCCAAGAGCUGGCGGAGCCCUCAUCGAUGAACACUGGGUGUUAACUGCUGCCCAUGUAGUAGAAGGGAACACCAACCCUAUUAUGUACAUGGGAACCACCAGGGUUGAUCGUGCAGCUCUGGAGGAGGCCCAGCUGCUCAUUGCUGAUGGUAUCUUUACUCAUCCCAACUGGAGUCCUGUUGCUAACCUAGAGACAAGGAAGAAUUUUGACAAUGACAUCGCACUCAUACGCCUAAAAGACCCAGUAAAGAUGGGACCUAAUGUUUCCCCCAUAUGCCUGCCAGGCACUUCACCAGAGUAUGACCUCAAGUAUAGGACCCUGGGAAUGAUCUCAGGCUGGGGCCAAGCAAACAGACGCUUAAAUGUUGUUGAACUGAGAGGGACACGAUUGCCUGUGGCUCCCCUGGAGAAGUGUCAGUCGGUAAAGAGCGACGACCCCACAGUAGAUAUCAGCACCUUUAGUUUUACCAGUAACAUGAUCUGUGCUGGAGGAGAGAAGGGGAGUGAUAGUUGUAAAGGAGACAGUGGUGGGGCCUUUGCUGUACAGGUCCCUAAUCAAGAGAACACUAAAUUCUAUGUGGCUGGCCUGGUGUCCUGGGGACCUAAAUGUGGUACUUAUGGGAUCUACACUAAAGUAAAAAAUUAUAUUUCCUGGAUUGAGAAGACUAUGCAGGAAAAUAGGGUCUCUGAUCAGGAUUAAUCUAUUCUUCUAUCACCUACCUCUCUGGAUUAUCAUCCUUCCCCAGUGUUUCAUGUGACUGUGGGGAGUAAGAAUGGAAGAGAUAAGUGUGUGUGAUGAGAUGGAGUAUAUUGUUGAAUCUGAAAUGUCCAACCAUAUGUAUUCUUCUGUUGUAAUGGCACCUGGUUAGAUCACUCUUAUCCUUGGAGACUUUCUAUUGGUUCAUGUCAUUCUUUUGACUGCUGUCUAAUCCUAUCACAAUAAGGAACAAGCCUAAAAGAACUCUCUUGCCCCUAGUCCUGAAUUUUGCCAGCUCUGAUAGUAAGUGACUGAUGGAGACGCUAGUUACCUCCCUUGUCCACCUCCUCCUCCAUUCACAGUUAUAGUUAAUGAAUCAUUCUUAAAAUUCAAUAAUUAGCCACAAUAAAGUGUGAUUCCACUCCAA